Messenger RNA from Brugia malayi, 1530 nucleotides. RefSeq names its product MiaB-like tRNA modifying enzyme, archaeal-type family protein. The record is from RefSeq and is a predicted model, not a curated record. Gene Ontology annotation, cellular component: endoplasmic reticulum. Gene Ontology annotation, biological process: tRNA methylthiolation. Lineage: Eukaryota; Metazoa; Nematoda; Chromadorea; Rhabditida; Onchocercidae. The coding region runs from base 1 to 1530 and encodes 509 amino acids. The transcript is spliced from 9 exons. Gene Ontology annotation, molecular function: 4 iron, 4 sulfur cluster binding; tRNA (N(6)-L-threonylcarbamoyladenosine(37)-C(2))-methylthiotransferase activity.
AUGGAAGAUAUAGAAGAUGUUAUUCGUGUUCCUGCAACUGUUAAUUUAGGACGAGAUUAUGUGAUUGUUAGAAAACGUCUGAAAGGUGAUGGUGAAAUAUUUUACGGUGAUAGUUUUGUUCCUGGAACACAAAAAAUUUACAUAAGAACAUGGGGUUGUACACAUAAUACAAGCGAUUCUGAGCAAAUGGCUGGUUUAUUAUCUGCAGCUGGUCAUCAACUGACCAAUAAAAAAGAAGAUGCAUCUUUAUGGAUACUAAACAGUUGCACUGUAAAGACACCAUCUGAAACACAACUUGAAAAUAUGGUUAGAGAAGCUCGAAAGUUGAACAAAUUUAUUAUUGUAGCAGGUUGCGUAUCUCAGGCUGAACCAAAUUUGCGAUUUUUGGAUGGAAUUUCAAUAGUUGGAGUUAAACAGAUUGAGUGUGUAACACAGGCAGUGGAAGAAACACUGAAAGGAAAUUGUGUGCGAUUCUUGUCGCGAAGGAAACAAAAUUCUAAUCUGUUACUUCCAAAAAUACGAAAGAAUAAAUUUGUAGAAAUUCUUGCAAUUAGUAGUGGUUGUUUGAACCAUUGCACUUACUGCAAAACAAAAUCUGCUCGUGGAAAUCUUGUUAGCUAUCCACUUGAUAGUUUAUUAGAACGAGCACGAAAUGCAUUUGCUGAUGGUUGCAAAGAACUUUGGCUAACAUCAGAAGAUUUAGGUGCUUGGGGUCGCGAUAUUGAUAUGGUUUUACCAGAUCUAUUAAAUGCACUAGUAGAGAUUAUUCCCGAGGGAUGCAUGCUGCGACUGGGAAUGACAAAUCCACCAUACAUACUGGAUUUUCUUGAGGAGAUUUCGGAAAUUUUGAAUCAUCCAAGGGUUUACUCCUUUCUUCAUAUACCUGUCCAAUCGGCAAGCGAUGCUGUACUAUCGGACAUGAAACGUGAAUAUACCUGUACUGAUUUCUGCCGAGUUGUUGAUUACAUGAUUCAAAACGUUCCAAAUAUCUAUAUAGCGACAGAUUUCAUUUGUGCCUAUCCAACCGAAACAGAAAGUGACUUCGAGGAGAGUAUGGCAUUGGUACGGAAGUAUCGUUUCCCUUCAUUGUUUAUUAAUCAAUUUUAUCCUAGAAUUGGAACUCCAGCUGCAAAUUUGAAGAAAAUCGACACCAUCGAAGCCCGUCGUCGGACCGCAGAAAUGUCAUCGCUUUUCCGGUCUUAUUCAAGAUACAACAAAGAACGAAUUGGUGAAAAACAUCGAGUCCUUGUUUGUGAAUUGGCAACUGAUCAGCAGCAUUAUGUAGGCCAUAACAAACACUAUGAACAUUUUCUUAUACCUUCCAAGAAAUGCCUUUUAGGCAAGUGGGUUCAGGUGCGCAUUACAGAUGUUUCUAAAUUUUACAUGAAAGCUGUGUUAAUAGGUGGUGAUAUUAAUGCAUGGUUAAGCAAUGAUUCGAUGGCUAUUAUCUCGGUCCUAGCACAUAGUUACCGAAUAACAGCUUUUAGUAUAAUCAUGUCGAUCCUCAUUUUUUGGUUGCUGUUGUUGUAG